AGUCUUUUGGGGUUGGAGGAGGGGCGCGAGCGCGGGGCAAAUCUGGCGGGAAAAGGCAAAAAAAAAAAAAUUAGGUGGCGCGCUGUGGCGAUUUCAGUUCUCAGGGCGCGGCCCAGGAUCCGCUGUUGCACGAGGAAGGCAGAACGCCCAGGUCUCACGUUUUGGUGAAGCAUUCAUCUGGUUUUGGUUUAUACAAUUUGAGACUAUUUUUUAAUAGGAUUGAACCCAGGAGCAUCUGAGCUCCCCAGCCCAGGAUUUUAAUUUUAUUUGGUACUGAGUCUCAGUAAGCCAGGCUGGCCUUAAACUUGAGAUCCUCCUGCCUCAACGUGCAGAGUAGCUGGUAUUAUAGGCAUGUAUCAUCACACCUGGCUAUAGUAUACAUCUAUAAUUCCAGCAUCUUGGAAAGCUGAGGCAGAAGGAUUAUGAGUUCAAAGUCAGCCUCAGCAAUUUAUUGAGGACCUAAGAACUUAGCAAGACCCUGUCUCUAAAUAAAAUGUAGAAAAUGUCUGGGGAUGUGGCUCAGUGGUUAAGCGUCCCUGGGCUCAAUUCCAGGGUCUCAUUAAGUUGCUAUAUCCCCAGGUUUUUUUUACUUUUUUGAGACGACAUCUUGCUAAGUUGCCCAGGUUGGCCUUGAACUUGGUAUCCUCCUGUUUAAGCCUCCCUGGUAGCUGGGAUCACAGGUAACAGAAAUGAGUGUAACUGGUAUUGCUUCAAGAGUUGAAACCUGGCUGUUAGCUACGUGGCAUGUUAAAGUACCUCUAAUGUGGCUGGAAGCUUGUAUUAACUGGAUCCAAGAAGAAAGUAAUAAUGUUAAUUUGAGUCAGGCACAAAUAAACAAACAAGUAUUUGAGCAAUGGCUACUUACUGAUCUGAGAGAUUUGGAACAUCCUCUUUUACCUGAUGGCAUUUUAGAACUUCCAAAAGGAGAAUUGAAUGGAUUUUAUGCUCUACAGAUUAUUUCCUUGGUUGAUGUAAGUCAACCUGCAUAUUCCCAGGUACAGAAGUUGAGAGGAAAGAAUACAACUAAUGAUUUAGUUACUGCUGAAACACAAGUUACCCCCAAACCUUGGGAAGCAAAGUCUUCACGAAUGUUGAUGCUGCAGCUAACUGAUGGAAUUAUACAAUUGCAGGGAAUGGAAUACCAGUCUGUUCCAGCUCUUCAUAGUGAUCUUCCUCCAGGUACAAAAAUUUUAAUUUAUGGAAACAUUUCUUUCCGUCUUGGUGUUCUCUUGUUGAAACCAGAAAAUGUAAAGGUUUUGGGAGGUGAAGUAGAUGCUCUUUUAGAAGAAUAUGCACAAGAAAAAGUACUUGCAAGAUUAAUUGGGGAACCUGAUCCCGUUGUUUCAGUCAUACCAAAUAAUUCUUGCCAAAACAUCCCCAGAGUUACAGAUGCUCUAGAUCCUGCCUUAGGACCUUCUGAUGAAGAACUCUUGGCAAGUCUUGAUGAAAAUGAUGAACUUGCAGCAAAUAAUGACACCUCCUUGGAAAGGUGUUUCAAUACAGGUAGUUCCUCAAAUACUAUUCCCACAAGACAACCAGGUAUUGAGCCAGGAUUUGUUGUUUCUCCUAGACCAAAGGAGAAACCACCAAACCAAUCUGUGCAUUUCACUGAUGGGGAAGUAGAUGACUUUUCACUGGAGGAGGCCUUGCUUUUAGAAGAAACUGUCCAGAAAGAACAAAUGGAAACUAGAGAAUUGCAGACAUUGACUUUGAACAGAAACAAAGAUGAAAACAUAGAGAGAUUUUCACAUAAACCUAAUACUCUGCAUGACUGUUCUUUGAUUUACAAACAAGAAAAUAGUAAAUGGAAUGAAGAACAUUUAUCUAAACAAGGGACUCAUGAAGAUAGGUGUUUUGGUAGUCCUUCUGCUAGAGACAAAAACAGCAGUGUUUUUUUGGAUCAUUGUAAUGUGUCCUUAGCCCAUGAUUUUACAAGAAAAGAUAAAAACUCAGAGACAGAUUAUAAAAUAAAACAAAUCAUCAGCCGUUCAAGUAGCUAUUCCUUAAAUGAUAAAAUAUUAAGUAAAGAACUGGUCAAUGAUGUAUUGAAAAAAAGCUCACAAAUUUCUAAUGAAAAUGGUUACCAUUUACAUACCUGUUCUUUACGUUCCUCAGAGACUAGCACUGAUUUUUUUACUGGCAUGGAUUUGUAUUCACCACCUUUUAUCUAUUUGUCUGUUCUAAUGGCUAACAAACCAAAGGAAAUUACUACAGUGAAAAUCAAAGCAUUUAUUGUAACUUUAACUGGAAAUCUCUCAAGUUCUGGUGGCAUUUGGAAUAUAACUGCAAAGAUUUCUGAUGGUACUGCAUACCUCGAUGUAGACUUUGUAGAUGAAAUACUUACUAGUUUGAUAGGGUUUUCCGUACCAGAAAUGAAACAGUUAAAAAAAGAUCCUCUUAAAUACCAAAAGUUCCUAGAAGGUUUGCAGAAAUGUCAGAGAGAUCUAAUAGAUUUGUGCUGUCUAAUGACUAUUUCAUUUAAUCCUUCCUCGUGUAGAGCAGUGGUACUUGCAUUACAAGAUGUUAAUAUGGAACACCUUGAGAACCUAAAGAAGCGGUUGAAUAAAUAAUUUACUAAAAUAUA
This is a messenger RNA of Marmota monax (woodchuck), 2584 nucleotides long. RefSeq names its product RecQ mediated genome instability 1 (gene Rmi1). Gene Ontology annotation, cellular component: RecQ family helicase-topoisomerase III complex; nuclear body. Gene Ontology annotation, biological process: double-strand break repair via homologous recombination; resolution of meiotic recombination intermediates. The record is from RefSeq and is a predicted model, not a curated record. Lineage: Eukaryota; Metazoa; Chordata; Mammalia; Rodentia; Sciuridae. Gene Ontology annotation, molecular function: nucleotide binding. The coding region runs from base 690 to 2570 and encodes 626 amino acids. The transcript is spliced from 6 exons.